This is a messenger RNA of Equus quagga, 1809 nucleotides long. It is a transcript of the gene PHYKPL, whose product is annotated as 5-phosphohydroxy-L-lysine phospho-lyase. The transcript is spliced from 12 exons. The record is from RefSeq and is a predicted model, not a curated record. The coding region runs from base 41 to 1597 and encodes 518 amino acids. Lineage: Eukaryota; Metazoa; Chordata; Mammalia; Perissodactyla; Equidae. Gene Ontology annotation, molecular function: pyridoxal phosphate binding; transaminase activity. Gene Ontology annotation, cellular component: mitochondrion.
GCGGGGCGGGGCCUGGGCGGAGCGCGCGCUUCUCCGCGCCAUGGCGGCCGACCGGCGCGGAAAGGCCGCGACGCUGGCCCUGCGGCGGCGGCUGCUCAGCUCUUCCUGCAGACUCUUUUUCCCCGAGGAUCCUAUUAAGAUUGUGCGGGGCCAAGGGCAGUACAUGUACGAUGAACAGGGGGCAGAAUACAUCGACUGCAUCAACAACGUGGCGCACGUUGGGCACUGCCACCCUCUCGUGGUCCAAGCAGCACACGAACAGAACCAGGUGCUCAACACCAACAGCCGAUACCUGCACGACAACAUUGUUGAUUACGCACAGAGGCUUUCAGAGACCCUGCCGGAGAAGCUCUGCGUGUUUUAUUUCCUGAAUUCUGGGUCGGAAGCCAAUGACCUGGCUCUGAGGCUGGCCCGCCAGUACACGGGACACUGGGACGUGGUAGUGCUGGAUCAUGCUUAUCAUGGUCACCUGAGCUCCCUGAUCGACAUCAGUCCCUACAAGUUCCGGGGCCUGGAUGGCCAGAAGGAGUGGGUCCAUGUGGCACCUCUCCCAGACACCUACCGGGGCCCCUACCGGGAGGACCACCCCAAUCCAGCUGUGGCCUAUGCCAGUGAGGUGAAACGUGUGGUCAGCAGCGUCCAGGAAAAGGGCAGGAAGAUUGCAGCGUUCUUCGCGGAGUCUCUGCCCAGUGUAGGAGGGCAGAUCAUUCCCCCUGCUGGCUACUUCCCGGAAGUGGCAGAGCACGUCCGCAGGGCCGGAGGGGUCUUUGUCGCAGAUGAGAUUCAAGUGGGCUUUGGCCGAGUAGGCAAGCACUUCUGGGCCUUCCAGCUGCAGGGGGAAGACUUUGUCCCCGACAUUGUCACCAUGGGCAAAUCCAUUGGCAAUGGCCACCCUGUAGCCUGCGUGGCCACAACCCAAGCUGUGGCGAGGGCCUUUGAAGCCACCGGCGUCGAGUACUUCAACACGGUGUCUGACCUUUGUCCCCUGACUCAGUUUGGGGGCAGCCCGGUGUCCUGCGCUGUGGGGCUGGCCGUCCUGGAUGUCUUGGAGAAAGAGCAGCUGCAGGCUCAUGCCGCCUGUGUGGGCAGCUUCCUGAUGGAGCUCCUUGGGCAGCAGAAAGCCAAACACCCCAUCAUUGGGGACAUCAGGGGCGUCGGGCUCUUCGUUGGUGUGGAUCUAAUCAAAGACAAGGCCACAAGGACGCCAGCAACUGAAGAGGCUGACUACUUGGUGUCCAGGCUGAAGGAGAACUACAUUUUGCUGAGCACUGAUGGCCCUGGGAGGAACGUCCUCAAGUUUAAGCCCCCAAUGUGCUUCAGCUUGGACAAUGCACAACACGUGGUGGCAAAGCUGGAUGCCAUCCUAACAGACAUGGAAGAAAAGAUGAGAAGUUGUGAGACGCUGAGGCUCCAGCCUGAGGCAGCCCUGCUGAGUCCUCCUCUAGGUGAGUGCGCCUUGCUUCUUGUUCUUGGAGACCCAGAACUGGGGUCCUUACCAUCAGCAGGCUCCUUCGUUCCUCAGCAAGCCAAACCUUUUGUUUGUAAACACUUUGUUCUGAGUGAUGACCCCUUCCCACAGAGUAGUUUCAACACUUGAGAGGCUCUGGCUGCCUUGGGCUCUCUCCACCUACUCCCCACCAGAAAAAUCUCCAAAAUACUUAGUUUGCAUUUGAUAGUUGGGGCAAGAGAGCAGGAGCAGCUUUUCUUCCCCCCUAGCCAGUUCCCCCUGGAGGUGAGGAGAAACAAAACUCCCUUUGCCUGGCCUUCAUCCACCUAAAGCUCCAGUCAACUGCUGCCUCUUGCCACCAG